GUGUUCAACAAUUUCCAUAACCAUCUUGCUUAAAUUUUCCAUUUGAACACCGGACCGUCUUAUCUCAUCGCUUGUACUCAUCGUCCAAACGUUCUAAAAAUAUCUAAAACCCUCAGAAACCCCAGCCUCUUGGCCUCUACCUCAAUCCACAAACGCAGCUAAUCUCCACACGCCUAUGGCUUCAAUAUCACUGGACGUAGCCUCGACUUUCCUCUCCUUCACUUCUCGCAAUCAAACCCCUCUUUCCAGAAUCCGCACAGCAGUACUUCCUCUUUUCUUAAAGGACCACCAAUCCUUAUCCCUCAAAUCCACUCGCUCGUUUCACUCUCGGAUUGUCGCUCUCGGUUUCUCCAAACCCACUUCCAAUUUCCGUCGCAGGUUCACCGUCUCUGCCGCCUCCUCCACCACCGCUGCUCCCCAGAGUGAGGAUUCCGAUUUGACCACUAAGAUUCCACCUGAUAAUCGGAUUCCGGCUACUAUUAUUACCGGGUUUUUGGGGUCUGGGAAGACAACAUUACUUAACCAUAUAUUGACCGCAGACCACGGGAAGCGCAUAGCAGUUAUUGAGAAUGAGUAUGGUGAAGUUGACAUAGAUGGUUCUCUAGUUGCUGCAAAAACUACUGGAGCCGAGGACAUUAUUAUGCUGAAUAAUGGCUGUUUGUGCUGCACAGUGAGAGGUGAUCUUGUGAGGAUGAUCUCAGAACUAGUUGCUAAGAAGAAAGGGAAAUUCGACCAUAUUGUAAUAGAGACUACAGGUCUUGCAAAUCCAGCACCAAUCAUUCAGACUUUUUAUGCUGAGGAUACGAUUUUUAAUGAUGUCAAGUUGGAUGGAGUUGUCACUUUGGUUGAUGCUAAACAUGCUGCUUUCCAUCUGGAUGAGGUUAAGCCCAAGGGAGUUGUCAAUGAGGCUGUGGAGCAAAUUGCUUAUGCUGAUCGGAUCGUAGUGAAUAAAACUGAUCUUGUUGGUGAGAAAGAAGUUUCUUCUUUGGUGCAGCGGAUAAGGAACAUCAACGGCAUGGCCAAUUUGAAGCGGACACAGUUUGGAAAAGUUGACCUGGAUUAUGUCCUUGGCAUUGGAGGCUUUGAUUUGGAGAGGAUUGAGAGUGCUGUCGAUGCAGAUGGUGGAAAGGAAGAUCAUGACAGUCAUGACCAUGACCAUGAACACGACCACCACCAUCACCACCAUGAACAUGAUCACCAUCAUGAACAUCAUGAUGGUCAUCAUUCCCAUGAUCACGUUCAUGAUCCUGGUGUUUCUUCUGUCAGCAUAGUUUGUGAAGGGAACUUAGAUUUAGAGAAGGCUAACAUGUGGCUUGGUACUUUGUUGCUGGAACGUAGUGAGGACAUAUACCGGAUGAAAGGUCUUUUAUCUGUUGAAGGCAUGGAUGAGAGAUUUGUGUUUCAGGGUGUUCAUGACAUAUUCCAAGGCUCACCAGAUCGGCUAUGGGGCCCAGACGAACCUAGAAUAAACAAGAUCGUCUUCAUAGGGAAGAAUUUGGACACACAGGAAAUAGAAAAAGGCUUCAAAGCCUGUUUGCUUUGAUUACUUACACAAGUCUUCAUUCUAUAGAGGGUCUGACAAAUGACACGGAUUAAAAUGAUCAUGGAUAUGCAAAUGGUUUUUACAAGGAACGAUAUACUCUCAAUAUUAAGAAUAUAAAGAUGAGUUACUAGUA
Manihot esculenta (cassava) is the source of this 1676-nucleotide messenger RNA. Its product is annotated as COBW domain-containing protein 1. Gene Ontology annotation, cellular component: cytoplasm. The record is from RefSeq and is a predicted model, not a curated record. Bases 176 to 1543 code for a protein of 455 amino acids. Lineage: Eukaryota; Viridiplantae; Streptophyta; Magnoliopsida; Malpighiales; Euphorbiaceae. The transcript has 10 exons.